AUGGUCGUUGAAAAUUUGAACCGUCACGAAGUGUUGGAAGACAAUAAUAACGAAUGUGCAGAGGUGGACCUGAUCCAGUGCGAACAUCGCUGUCUGAACACGGUGGGCGGCUACAGGUGUUCCUGCCACGCUGGGUACGUGCUGGCCAUGGACGGCAAGAGGUGUGAAAAAAUCCCGGGUUGCGGCGGGAACCUGACUGACCUGGAGGCGGCGUUUAAGUCCCCGGAGCUUCCUGUGGAGAACCCGUACGACCUGGACUGUAUCUGGGAGAUCAUCGUGGAGGAGGAUCUACAGCUGUCGCUAAGGAUAGCGCUGGAGCCCUGGGAGGAUAACGAUGUAUGCCGAGAGUACGUGACGCUUCGGCAGGGCUCCAGCCCGGACUCGCGGGAGCUGCGGCUGUGCCAGACGGGCGACGUGCCCGCCAUGUACCGCACGCACUCCAACGUCGUCACGGUCCACUUCCGCUCUGCACCGCCGCACACGGGCGGCUUCAGGGUGGAGUACUUCACCACGGAGAAGAAACACCCCUGCGGUGGACUGGUCACUGGUAAGUUCUGGUUUUUCGCUUUUUCCUACUAUCUAGCAUCAUUCUACGGUAUAAAGGGAGACUGGACCUUCACUCAUCACCACCAAAUGUCAAUCUUCAAGCAGAGGUUGAUGAGAAAAAUCGAGACCUUUUUGGAGAGCAGCAAAUGGGAGCACAUAAUGAAAGGAGCUCGUCAAAAGGACAGUUGUUACUACUAA
Branchiostoma floridae (Florida lancelet) is the source of this 744-nucleotide messenger RNA. RefSeq names its product bone morphogenetic protein 1-like. NCBI's taxonomy places the organism in Eukaryota, Metazoa, Chordata, Leptocardii, Amphioxiformes, Branchiostomatidae. The transcript is spliced from 4 exons. Gene Ontology annotation, molecular function: calcium ion binding; serine-type endopeptidase activity. The coding region runs from base 1 to 744 and encodes 247 amino acids. The record is from RefSeq and is a predicted model, not a curated record.